AUGAAGAUGAAGAUGAAGAAAUGGCGGAGGGUGAGGGAGACGAAGAGGACGAAGAAGACGAGGAUAUGCAACCUGCGGGAUUUGACGAGGGUGACUUAGGCACAGGCCUGGUCCUUGAGGGCGGUGUGAAGCCUGCCGCUGAACUGGACAGCGAAGAAGUGAACAAGAUGGAGUUAGAAGGCGUGGCGGAUGUCACGAGCGUUGCUACAUUGGAACAACAGCCGCGAUUGAAGGAGAUCUUACAGAAAAUAGAAGAAUAUUCCUCACGACCCGCGCCCUCAGAAGAUGUUUCUCAACUCCCCGUUCACCAGAAUCCGGAAUAUCAGCUUACAGUGGCUGCGAACAAUCUCGCAGUCGACGUCGACAACGAAAUUCUUGUGGUGCACAAGUACAUUCGAGACAACUACAACCCGCGCUUCCCUGAGCUGGAGACACUUGUCCCUGAUAGCUGGCAGUUUAUCAAGGCUGUCCGAGCCCUGGGAAAUGUGGAGGAUAUCGCUUCUGUAGACUUGGCUGCGGUGCUCCCUCCCGCAGUGGUCAUGAGUGUACGAGUCACAUACACGACGACUUCGGGAAAGGUGCUCGCCGAGACGAGGUGGAAGGCUGUGGAACGAGCAUGCGACCUCGCAGACAGGCUGGAAGGUGCAAGAGUCAAGAUAUUUAACUACGUCAAGUCGAGGAUGAAUAUCAUCGCACCAAACCUUUCGGCCAUAGUGGGAACGACCACGGCCGCGAAGAUCCUUGGUGUCGCAGGUGGACUGGGGAGCUUGAUCAAGAUGCCUGCAUGCAACUAUCAUCUGCUUGGUGCUCAGAAGAAAAUUGCUGCUGGCUUCUCAACAGCCACCCAAAACCGACACACGGGGUUCAUCUUCCAAUCCGAGAUCGUGCAAGAAACUCCACCCGAUUUGCGGCGAAAAGCUCAACGAACAGUGGGCGCUAAAUGUGCUCUCGCAGUGCGCAUGGACCUGGAACGCGCCUAUCGAGACGGGUCUUACGGUUUCAAAGUCCGGGAACAGGUAGAGAAGCACUUGGAGCGACUGGCUGAACCACCUCCUGCCAAGGUCGUCAAAGCCCUUCCCGUGCCCACCGAGGGACGCAAAAAGAAGCGAGGCGGGAAACGGGCACGCAAGGCCAAGGAGGCAUAUGCGAUGACCGAGCUCCGUAAACUACAGAACCGGAUGGUGUUCGGCCAGGCGGAGGAGGAGGCAGGCGCGUUCGACGAGACGGUCGGGAUGGGCAUGAUCGGUGCCAGUUCUGGGCGAGUAAGAGCGAGCACUGGAGAGGAGAAAAGCAAGGCAAAGAUGUCCCGCGCGAACAAGCUGAGGACGCAAGCGAUCACGAACGCUGCGAAGAGGAGUAUGGGCCAGGCAAGUGGCACGGCAACAAGUCUUGUGUUCACCCCGGUGCAGGGCUUGGAGCUCAUCAACCCGGCAAUCCAAGCACAACGAGUCAAGGAGGCGAACCAGAAAUGGUUUGCGAACGGCACGUUUACAUUCGUUGGUCAGAAGGGGGACAAGAAGUAG
This is a messenger RNA of Dacryopinax primogenitus, 1523 nucleotides long. Its product is annotated as Nop domain-containing protein. NCBI's taxonomy places the organism in Eukaryota, Fungi, Basidiomycota, Dacrymycetes, Dacrymycetales, Dacrymycetaceae. The transcript is spliced from 3 exons. Gene Ontology annotation, biological process: mRNA splicing, via spliceosome; spliceosomal tri-snRNP complex assembly. The record is from RefSeq and is a predicted model, not a curated record. Gene Ontology annotation, cellular component: U4/U6 x U5 tri-snRNP complex; U4 snRNP; precatalytic spliceosome. Bases 21 to 1523 code for a protein of 500 amino acids.